This is a messenger RNA of Pyrus x bretschneideri (Chinese white pear), 3137 nucleotides long. Its product is annotated as alpha-1,3-arabinosyltransferase XAT3-like. Bases 54 to 1415 code for a protein of 453 amino acids. The transcript is spliced from 3 exons. NCBI's taxonomy places the organism in Eukaryota, Viridiplantae, Streptophyta, Magnoliopsida, Rosales, Rosaceae. The record is from RefSeq and is a predicted model, not a curated record. Gene Ontology annotation, molecular function: glycosyltransferase activity.
UUUUUUUUUGAUACAUGACUUGAAAAUUUUGAGGAGUUUUGGAUCAUAGAUCGAUGAUGGCGAAGGACUCAAAAACUGGGGUGGUUGGUUCAACAAUUUCAAUGAUUUUCUUGCUUACAAUUGGUUUGCUUUAUGCUGCAUUCACCCCCAAUAUUAAUCCCUUUGAAACAUGGAUGCACACCAGAAAAGAUGAUAAAGUCAUUGGAGUGGAAGAGCCUCUCAAUUCUCUCUUCAUAAGACUAGUUAGAGGGGUAGAUCGAAUUCAACUCGAAACCACCGGGUUUUCUUGCCACUCCGACGUUCACUCGGAAGUGUGCGUGGCUAAUAGACCAGUUAUAGUUGACAAGAAUGCUUUAACAGUUUAUGUACCUUCAAAUGAAGCCCAAGUUGAAUACAAGGUUCAGCCAUAUGCAAGGAAAGAGGAUGGGACUGCAAUGAAGGCUGUCACACCAGUGCAAAUACUACAUGGAAACAUUAGUACUCCUCCGGCUUGCAAUUUUUCUUACAACAUCCCAGCUAUGAUAUUCUCUUCUGGUGGCUUCACCGGAAAUCUAUUUCACGAAUUCAAUGAGAUCAUCAUCCCCUUGUUCAUCAUGUCACGCCGCUUUCGAUCCCAGCUUCAGUUUGUCAUAACUGAUUUUAAGCCAUGGUGGGUUAGCAAGUACGAACGAAUUCUAUCAUCGUUGUCCAGUUAUGAUGUGAUAAAUUCAGUUCAGAAUGGAAGUGUUCACUGCUAUCCUGGAGCUGUCAUAGGCCUUAAGUUUCAUGACAACUUAGCGCUAAAUUCUUCCGACAUUCCAGGAGGGUACUCCAUGUUUGACUUCAAGCAAUUCCUAAGAGAAUCAUACAUGCUGAAAAUGCAGGAUGUCUCAAAUCAGAUGGGGGAAAAACCUGUGCUAGUUCUUAUAUCUCGUCGCAAAACAAGGAAGUUUUUGAAUGAAGAUAAGAUGGUGGAAAUGAUGGAAGAAUUAGGCUUUCAGGUUAUCGCUGCAACGCCUAACCAGACAUCUAAUUUGGACACAUUUUCAGGCUUAGUGAACUCUUGUAGCGUCAUGGUUGGGGCUCACGGUGCUGGCCUUACAAAUGCACUGUUCUUGCCAGCUGGGGCAGUGUUAGUGCAAGUGGUACCGCUGGGCCUAGAUUGGCCGUCAGCUAACUAUUAUGGUGGACCGGCGAGUGAAAUGGGGCUAAAUUACUUGGAAUACAAGAUUAAACCAGAGGAGAGUUCACUGAUUGAUGACUAUGGUCCAGAUCACCCAGUCAUCACGGAUCCCAUGUCUAUUUCCUUGAAGGGCUAUCGGGCUUUUAGGGCUGUGUACGUUGAUGGACAGAAUCUGAAGGUUAACAUGGUGAGGUUCCGAGAAACCCUCGCUGAAGCUCUAAAACUUGUUGGAGGCUCCACUCCUUCAAAUUAAAGAACCAAACAUUGUAGUACUUAGUAGAAUUCAACUGUUUGCAAAUAUGUAUCAAAUGUUGAUAGCCAUUUAUUGUAAGUAGCUUCCUGUCAGGCUCAAGUUCUAAGCAAUCAUAAUUGGGCAUGAAAACACAAUAAUUUCCUACAAUUGAUUGAAGGAGCCUCCAGCAUUCUCUGAUUUCAUUCCCAUGAAAUAAAUAAAUGCCUAUCAUCUAAAAACAAAAAUUGCAUAUCAAAAUGCUAAGUUGAUAAAAAAUUUGCACUAAUAAUAUUUGUAGGUCGAAGUUCACAUAGGCAAAAAAUUACUCCUCAAGAAAUAAAUCCACUAGCACCUUAAAUUUGGAAGUGGUGCUACAAUCAAGCAACAUGUUUUUACAUUUUCAAUCAUGUUCAUGCAUGAAUUUUCCAUCUCAUCUCAUAACUUCAUUCAUGAUCACACACAAAUGAAAUCAUGUGGUUAGCGCAACUUGAUGCCCUAAUCACCCACUAUCAUGUGUUCAUGACAUAAGACAUGAAGCGCAAGAAGGACCAAUUAACAACACAAGAAAAGAGAGUGAUAAAUUCAUCACCAUCAUUUCUCCUUCUCAACCUAUCCUGCCACCCUUAUCUUAAAACUCCAGUACUAUGCCAUCACCAUCACCCUUGGAAUGCCUGCCUCCAUAGUAAGUGAUAGAGAUCCUGUAUUUCUGAGUGCAUUUUGGAAGGAGUUCUUCAAACUCCAAGGUUCUAAACUUUGUUUAAGCUUUGGUUAUCACCCCCAAACUGAUGGGCAGACUGAGGUGCUCCAUAGGUGCUUAGAAACCUAUUUGAGGUGUUUUACCAAUGCUCACCCUAGGAAGUGGUUGCAUUGGCUUACAUGGGCUGAGUGGAGUUACAAUCGAGCAACAUGUUUUUACAUUUUCAAUCAUGUUCCUGCAUGAUUUUUCUACCUCGUCUCAUAACUUCAUUCAUGAUCACACACGAAUGAAAUCAUGUGAUUAGCGCGACUUGAUGCCCUAAUCACCCACCAUCAUGUGCUCAUGACAUAGGAUCUGAAGCGCAAGAAAGACCAAUUAACAACACAAGAAAAGAGAAGGAUAAAUUCAUCACCAUCAUUUCUCCUUCUUCUCAACCUAUCCUGCCACCCUCAUCUUCAAACACCAGUACUAUACCAUCACCAUCACCCUCCCCACCAUCAACACAACCACCCCCACCCCCUCCUUCUCUUCCCCCAACUUCUAUUCAUCUUGUGCAGACUAGAUCCAAAUCUGGGAUCUUUAAACCCAAAGUUUUCUCAGCCACUAAACAUCCUUACCGUCUCAUCUUUCUCUCGAUUAUAUACCUUCUACCUAUAUUCAAGCCUCUCGAUUAUAUACCUUCUACCUAUAUCUAGUUUUUUCUUAAUUCUAUGCUACCCAUAAAAAUAUCUCCUUAUCAUGGGUUGCGAAAUCUGGUACUGCACAUGAACAUAUAACAUGAUUAACAUUCAAUCCAUGACCAACAAUCUUAUUCAGUAAUGAACAUCAAACAAGGCCAUACAAACAAGCUCUUCAAAUUCCAAGAGGAAUCAAAAGUGGCCUGCAAACGUGGAAAUCAAUGGAAAUCAAGCGAAAGGCUACCCGAUAACUAAUUGAGAGCCCCUAUUAUACUCUAUAAGGCUAUUCUUUGUUAUAUGAAAGUAUUCCAGACAAGUUUCAACCAAAAAAAAAGUAUUCCAGACAAGAACCGACCACAGCAAAGAAAA